GCGCAGCCAACAUGGGCAACUUGAAGAGCGUGGGCCAGGAGCCUGGGCCACCCUGUGGCCUGGGCCUGGGGCUCGGCCUCGGGCUGUGCGGCAAGCAGGGCCCAGCCUCCCCGACAUCGGAGCCGAGCCGGGCCCCAGUGCCCACGCCCCCUCCAGCACCUAACCACAGCCCCCCACUAACCCGGCCCCCGGAGAGGCCCAAGUUCCCUCGAGUGAAGAACUGGGAAGUGGGGAGCAUCACCUACGACACCCUGAGUGCCCAGGCUCAGCAGGAAGGGCCCUGCACCCUGAGACACUGCCUGGGCUCCCUUGUAUUUCCACGGAAGCUGCAGAGCCGGCCGUCCCAGGGCCCCUCACCCCCUGAGCAGCUGCUGAAUCAGGCCAGGGACUUCAUCAACCAGUACUACAGCUCCAUCAAGAGGAACGGCUCCCAGGCCCACCAGCAGCGGCUUCAGGAGGUGGAAGCAGAGGUGGCAGCCACGGGCACCUACCAGCUCCGGGAGAGCGAGCUGGUGUUUGGGGCCAAGCAGGCCUGGCGCAACGCUCCCCGCUGUGUGGGUCGGAUCCAGUGGGGGAAGCUGCAGGUGUUCGAUGCCCGGGACUGCAGCUCUGCACAGGAGAUGUUCACCUACAUCUGCAAUCACAUCAAGUAUGCCACCAACCGGGGCAACCUUCGCUCGGCCAUCACAGUGUUCCCCCAGCGCGCCCCAAACCGCGGAGACUUCCGAAUCUGGAACGCCCAGCUGGUGCGCUACGCAGGCUACAGGCAGCAGGACGGCUCCGUGCGUGGGGAUCCAGGCAACGUGGAGAUCACCGAGCUCUGUAUCCAGCAUGGCUGGACGCCAGGAAAUGGGCGCUUUGACGUGCUGCCCCUACUGCUCCAAGCCCCAGAUGAGCCUCCAGAACUCUUCCCUCUGCCCCCCGAGCUUGUCCUUGAGGUGCCCCUGGAGCACCCCACGCUGGAGUGGUUUGCAUCCCUGGGCCUGCGCUGGUAUGCACUCCCCGCAGUGUCCAACAUGCUCCUGGAAAUUGGGGGCCUGGAGUUCCCCGCAGCCCCAUUCAGUGGCUGGUACAUGAGCACCGAGAUUGGCACCCGGAACCUGUGUGACCCCCACCGCUACAAUAUCCUGGAGGAUGUGGCUGUCUGCAUGGACCUGGAUACCCGGACAACCUCGUCCCUGUGGAAAGACAAGGCAGCUGUGGAAAUUAACUUGGCUGUGCUGCACAGUUACCAGCUGGCCAAAGUGACCAUUGUGGACCACCAUGCUGCCACCAUCUCCUUCAUGAAGCACCUGGAGAAUGAGCAGAAGGCGAGGGGGGGCUGCCCUGCGGACUGGGCCUGGAUCGUGCCCCCCAUCUCAGGCAGCCUCACGCCCGUCUUCCAUCAGGAGAUGGUCAACUAUUUCCUGUCCCCUGCCUUCCGCUACCAGCCAGACCCCUGGAAGGGGAGUGCAGCCAAGGGCACUGGCGUCACCAGGAAGAAGACCUUUAAGGAAGUUGCCAAUGCUGUGAAGAUCUCUGCCUCACUCAUGGGCACUGUGAUGGCAAAGCGAGUGAAAGCGACAAUCCUGUAUGGCUCUGAGACCGGCCGGGCUCAGGGCUACGCACAGCAGCUGGGGAGGCUCUUCCGGAAGGCUUUCGAUCCCCGGGUCCUGUGCAUGGAUGAGUAUGACGUGGUGUCUCUUGAGCACGAGACCCUGGUGUUGGUGGUGACCAGCACAUUUGGGAAUGGGGACCCACCAGAGAAUGGAGAGAGUUUUGCAGCAGCCCUUAUGGAGAUGUCUGGCCCCUAUAACAGCUCCCCUCGGCCAGAGCAGCACAAGAGUUACAAAAUCCGCUUCAACAGUGUCUCCUGCUCAGACCCACUGGUCUCUUCUUGGCGGCGGAAGAGGAAGGAGUCUAGUAACACAGACAGUGCGGGGGCACUGGGCACUCUCAGGUUCUGUGUGUUCGGCCUGGGCUCCCGGGCAUACCCCCAUUUCUGCGCCUUUGCUCGUGCGGUGGACACGCGGCUCGAAGAGCUGGGUGGGGAGCGGCUCCUGCAGCUGGGCCAGGGGGACGAGCUGUGCGGCCAGGAGGAGGCCUUCCGAGGCUGGGCCCAGGCUGCCUUCCAGGCCUCCUGUGAGACUUUCUGCGUGGGAGAGGAUGCCAAGGCUGCCGCCCAGGACAUAUUCAGCCCCAAGCGGAGCUGGAAGCGCCAGAGAUACCGACUGAGUGCCCAGGCCGAGGGCCUCCAGUUGCUGCCAGGCCUGAUCCACGUGCACAGGCGGAAGAUGUUCCAGGCUGCAGUCAUCUCUGUGGAGAACCUGCAAAGCAGCAAGUCCACCCGGGCCACGAUCCUGGUGCGCCUGGACACCGGAGGGCAGGAGGGGCUGCAGUACCAGCCAGGGGACCACAUAGGCAUUUGCCCGCCUAACCGGCCAGGCCUGGUAGACACCCUGCUGAGCCGCGUGGAGGACCCGCCGCCACCCGCUGAGCCCAUUGCAGUGGAGCAGCUGGAGAAGGGCAGCCCUGGUGGCCCACCCCCCGGCUGGGUGCGGGACCCUCGGCUGCCCCCAUGCACGCUGCGCCAGGCUCUCACCUACUUCCUGGACAUCACCUCCCCGCCCAGCCCUCGACUGCUUCGACUGCUCAGCACCCUGGCUGAAGAGCCCAGUGAACAGCAGGAGCUAGAGACCCUCAGUCAGGACCCCCGGCGCUACGAGGAGUGGAAGUGGUUCCGCUGCCCCACACUGCUGGAAGUGCUGGAGCAGUUUCCAUCUGUGGCACUGCCUGCCCCCCUGCUCCUCACCCAGCUGCCCCUGCUCCAGCCACGGUACUACUCAGUCAGCUCAGCACCCAGUGCCCACCCAGGAGAGAUCCACCUCACAGUAGCUGUGCUGGCGUACAGGACACAGGAUGGGCUGGGCCCCCUGCACUACGGAGUCUGCUCCACCUGGCUGAGCCAACUCAAGGCUGGGGACCCUGUACCCUGCUUCAUCCGGGGAGCUCCCUCCUUCCGGUUGCCACCUGAUCCCAGCUUGCCCUGCAUCCUUGUGGGACCUGGCACUGGCAUCGCUCCCUUCCGGGGAUUCUGGCAGGAGCGGUUACACGACAUUGAGAGCAAAGGGCUGCAGCCCGCUCCCAUGACCCUGGUGUUCGGAUGCCGAUGCUCCCAGCUCGACCACCUCUACCGCGACGAGGUGCAGGACGCCCAGCAGCGCGGAGUGUUCAGCCGCGUCCUCACCGCCUUCUCGCGGGAACCCGACAGCCCCAAGGCCCCACCCAAGCGCCCUUGGGCCCGGCCCCUCCCAGGACUCCGCUCCCUAACCCCGCCCCCUCGCAGACUUACGUGCAGGACGUCCUGCGGACCGAGCUGGCUGCGGAGGUGCACCGCGUGCUGUGCGUUGAGCAGGGCCACAUGUUCGUCUGUGGCGAUGUCACCAUGGCAACCAGCGUCCUUCAGACGGUGCAGCGCAUCCUGGCGACCGAGGGCGGCCUGGAGCUGGACGAGGCCGGUGACGUCAUUGGCGUGCUGCGGGAUCAGCAACGCUACCACGAGGAUAUUUUCGGGCUCACACUGCGCACUCAGGAGGUGACAAGCCGCAUACGCACCCAGAGCUUUUCUUUGCAGGAGCGGCAGCUGCGGGGCGCAGUGCCCUGGGCCUUCGACCUGCCCGGCCCCUGAGAGCCCUUUGCUUUCUGCAACAGUUCCCGGGAGAGUGGGGCCCUCCGUCCAGCCUGGCUCUGCCGCACUCCUCUCGGCCUGACCAGGACUGUCCAGUCUGCGGUGGUAGCCUUGCUCCCGGAAAGGGGCAAAAUGUCUCUUCAUCUCUGUAGGCUCCGUUUCCUUACCUAGGGAUGGACUAAAUCUGGAAGGCCCCUUCCAGUAAGGAUAUUCCAAGACCCCUUUCAUAUUCUUUAGAUAAAUUUUAGAUUCCCCUUCCCUCUCUCAGGAGUGUCUUAACCUUUAAAGCCUAACCUCUAAAUCAUUUCAAAUAUUUAUUACUGAAGAUUUAUCAUAGGAGACUGUGCCAGGUGUUAGGAGAGAUGCUGUUAAGGUACCUAACACAGCCCCGCCAUUGAGGACUUGACAGUCAAUUAAAAUUAUAGAA
Molecule: messenger RNA, 4094 nt
Organism: Choloepus didactylus (southern two-toed sloth)
Lineage: Eukaryota; Metazoa; Chordata; Mammalia; Pilosa; Megalonychidae
Gene: NOS3
Product: nitric oxide synthase 3
Exons: 26
Coding region: 12-3578 (1188 amino acids)
Biological process (GO): nitric oxide biosynthetic process
Molecular function (GO): nitric-oxide synthase activity; calmodulin binding; flavin adenine dinucleotide binding
Source: RefSeq, a predicted model, not a curated record